Molecule: messenger RNA, 857 nt
Organism: Candidula unifasciata
Lineage: Eukaryota; Metazoa; Mollusca; Gastropoda; Stylommatophora; Geomitridae
Source: the annotation of a GenBank genome assembly
UCUCCAUCCAAACCCCACACAAGUACUGGAGAUGUCGGCAGCCGUAUGGAGCAACACACACCUGUCACCAGGUACCAUUUUCUACCCCGACGAGGGAGAAGUCCGCCUGGACCGGAUAGAGAGUAGGAUACCUAUACCAGAUGAAGAUAUUCGCCGUUUCUAUGGUUGCUACGACGCCGUAUUAAAUAUCAACGGACAAGAAGUUCGCCACUGCAAUUGGGUGAGGUUUGUGAAAAGUACCACCGAUUCUGAUACCGCAAAUAUAAUCAGCUCCAAAGUCAAAGGUCAGUCUUUUUAUCAAGUCAUCAGGGCCAUUAAACCAAACGAAGAAAUCAAAGUAUGGUUCCACCUUAAUUUAGAAAGGGCAUUAUACGAUAGACCGUCUUCGCUACCGUUUGCUUCAUAUUCCCCGUCUACGUGUCUGCCUCAAUCUUAUGUGGAGACAUCGUUUGGUACUCAACCCCGUGACCUUAAAUCCACUGUGAUGACCUCAACCCCACUGCCCACAAACAGACAUUCUUUUACUGAAGAUCUUCGCAGUCAAAGACGGUUGUUAAACUUUGGAUCCUCUGACGACGAAGACGCUGCCAGUGGCAGUGAUGUAAGCCGAACAGUAGAGGGUGAGUUUUCUUCAUGGAAUUUGUUAAGUGUAACAGGUAUUAUUGUUUCUGAGAAUUCAUCAGCUGCAAGAACUAUACUGUUUAAAAUGAGGUCCUUAGACCUCCACAACCAUGCUGAAGGCUUCGACAACCCUCACCUGAAGCGAUGCCGGGAACGCACCUGGUGGCCGUGUGAAGUUUGCGGGAAGAAAUUCGACAGACCUUCCCUGCUGAAACGUCACACCAGAACUCACACAG